Molecule: messenger RNA, 1165 nt
Organism: Colletes gigas
Lineage: Eukaryota; Metazoa; Arthropoda; Insecta; Hymenoptera; Colletidae
Product: serine/threonine-protein kinase RIO3-like
Exons: 5
Coding region: 150-794 (214 amino acids)
Source: RefSeq, a predicted model, not a curated record
CCAAUCUAUAACGGUUCAGUGUACUCUGGUGCGAUCUGGUGCACUCUUGUUCGCAGCCUUUUAUCCGCUUAUCUAUUCUUUCGUCUUCCAAAUUUUUUAAUUUAUUUCUACUAAUUUUAAGGUUUGUUAUUUAAUUUAUCAUUCUAAGAAUGUCGACUCCGUGGGCAAAAAUCCAGCCUGUAGAAGGAUCCGUUAGUUUAUUGGAGAUCACUUCGGAACAGCUUGCCAACAGUUUGCAAGAAAAAGAAUUAAGGAAGUGUCAAACAGAAGUGGUGCAAGAUGUAAAUAUUGAUGAUUGCACAAUAUUUGAAACCAAUGACACUGACAGCGACGAAGUGAUUGCACAUAUGUUGCAAGACCAAUAUAACAAGCAGCAUGAUUUGAUGUUAACACGCACAGAACGAAAAUUCAAUCGUGACUCCAAAGUUAAUGUUACUUAUACAAACUAUCGAACAUCUUUGUCAAAUGAUCAUGACGAUAAAGAUAAUACAGAUGUCGAAGACACAACAAAGGAUUUUGAUCGAUUUGUAAGUAUAGAAAAGGAGUAUGCUUCUAUUCCUCGUUGCGGAUACAAGAGGCAGGGUGAAGGAUCGCAGAUCGUCACAAAACACGAUAUGCAGAUGUGUUCGAGAAUAAACGCGUGUAGAGUCUUACAGUUCCCUCCUGGUAUCGAUACAGGAGAUACCGAAGGAUUCGAUGUCAAAUUGAACAACAAAGUGUUCAACGGCUUACGGGCACACAGCCACGCUCAAUGUUCCAAGCAAAAAGCCAAAGCACGGCUGCAUACAAAAUAAAAUAUCUUGUAUGUGUAAAUACAUCCAUGUAAUGUUCAUAAAUUUGUUCAAUACAUCGUACUAUGUUCAAGGUUUUUAUAACUGUUAUCUUCGAUGCAAGUUAAAUUAGGAAGAAGUAUACAGGGUUCUUUUUGCCAUACGCUAAGUACUUAAUCUCAAAGAGAUAAUUAGUAUUAGACGUUUUGAGAUACAAUAAUUUUUGACAUUGAAAAGUUAAUCGAGGCCGAUGGCACACGAGCGUUUCUAUGUUCUUCGUUUUUUCAAUUGUAAAAGAAGGAAAAACAUAGAAACGCACGUAGCUUCGAUGCUCGUGUGCGUCUGAAUGCUGCAAAAAUGUGAGCAUUAUUAUGGUGUAAUAUGGAACUUAAAAA